Striga hermonthica is the source of this 858-nucleotide messenger RNA. The record is from the annotation of a GenBank genome assembly. NCBI's taxonomy places the organism in Eukaryota, Viridiplantae, Streptophyta, Magnoliopsida, Lamiales, Orobanchaceae.
AUGUACCAAACUUCCUUUAUGGAGUCAAGUGCCUCAACCCUCAUUCUAUCUUCCCUCCUACACCUUAAGCAACCCAACUUGCCCACACAAUUCGUGUGGCCUCCCGAGGACUUAGCCCAUACUGCACAAGCCCACGAACUCAAAGAUCCGCCCAUCGACCUCACCGGCAUCUUAAACGGUGAUCCAGAGUCAACCCACUCGGCCGCAGCCCAAAUCCGGACCGCCUGCUUAAACCAUGGCUUCUUCCAAAUCGUCAACCAUGGUGUGGACCCCACCCUGGUCCGUGCAGCCCAAGACCAAAUGGACAUCUUCUUCAGCCUUCCCCUCGCCCGAAAGCUCGCCGUUAAACGAAAACAGGGCGAGCUCUGCGGCUACUCGGGGGCCCACACAGAUAGGUUCUCGUCGAGACUACCGUGGAAGGAGACUUUCUCCUUCACUUACGAUUACGAAAACGGCAAUGUGGCCGACCAGAUAAAAUCUCUCCUUGGCCAAGAUUUUGAGGAAGCAGGGUUUAUUUAUGAGAGAUAUUGCGAGGCAAUGAAGAAACUAUCCCUGGCAAUAUUUGAGCUGCUGGCAAUUAGCUUGGGAGUCGAGCGAGGGUAUUUUCGGGAGUUCUUCAAAGACGGGAGCUCGAUAGUGAGGGGAAACCAUUAUCCGCCGUGCAUAGAAGCCGGACUUACGCUCGGCACGGGACCUCAUUGCGAUCCCAACUCGUUGACGAUUCUCCAGCAAGAUCAAGUCGGAGGUCUUCAAAUCUUUAUUAACGGAAAAUGGCAAGCCAUUAAACCUUGCCCUGGCGCCUUUGUCAUUAACAUCGGGGACACAUUCACGGAUGCGGUGGCCUGCUACCUGGCCUAA